AUGUGCAAGACCGCGGUCCUCGUUCGACGGUACAUGUGCGACGAGAACCACACCACGCCCCCGGAGCCGGGCCCGAUGGCCCCGGUCCACGGCUGCGGAAAGUGCGGCAUCGUCACGGUGAGGGCGGAGGUUCAGGGGGAGCCGAUCCGCAGGCCGUGUCUGCAGUGCGAGCCCGAGUGGGAGGUGUACGAGGGCCGUUGGAUGCGCAAGACGACCGCCGACAGGUAUCGCGCCGUCGCCGCCGUCGCAAAGAGCCGGUAA
Cordyceps fumosorosea ARSEF 2679 is the source of this 261-nucleotide messenger RNA. RefSeq lists its product as hypothetical. Lineage: Eukaryota; Fungi; Ascomycota; Sordariomycetes; Hypocreales; Cordycipitaceae. The transcript has a single exon. The record is from RefSeq and is a predicted model, not a curated record. Bases 1 to 261 code for a protein of 86 amino acids.